UUUAGUGGCCAUUUCUGGCGGCAAGAACGGUUCUUUGCUUCAGUUUUGUCAUCAUUUGGCUUGUUCUUUUGGCUUAUCUUUUUAUCAUCAAUGUGAUUUUUCACGGUUGUGUCUUUGUUUGUUUAAGCAAAAAGUUUUGUAAUUAAACCACUUAAUGCAUGGCUUCUGCGUUCAUGUAUAGUUGUUUACUUGUUUAAAGAUCUUCAUAACUUUUAAAAAAGCUCCUUACUACCCACUCUGUUUGAUUACUGAGAAAACUGAGGAAACGAAAAUAAAUAUAUAUUUUAACACUUUUUUAUGAACUAUUAGUCUUUCAUUUCUGAAAAUGGAAACGCUUGCUUUACUUAACUUUUAUACCAAAUGGUUAUGGUAGACUGACGACUUCCAUUAUGUUUUUUCUGGCUCUUCAGCAAUGGAAAUUUGAUUAAAUCCUUCCCUUUAUUUUCAGUUUCUCACUGUAUUUUUGGUGCAUUUUCUGGGUUGAUGAAAAUUUUUAUAAUCUUUCUACUUUUUCGUUUUUUAUUUUCUUGUUUUCUUUUUCCAUUCCUCUAAUGAUAAUUACGUAAUAGUUACUUGAUAUCUUCUUUUUUUUUUUUUUUUCUUUUAGGCCAUCUUUGAUUCUGUUUUGACAAAAUCAUGCUUUUCUUUCGUCCUUUUCUGCUUUUCUGUUUCUCCUUUAUCUCUUCUCGUUUUUCUCUCUAGUGCGAAUUCAAAGUUUGUCAAUCUCUCUCUCUCUCUCUCUCUCUCUCUCUCUCUCUUGUAGAGCAUACUUUUAGAAGUAUGGAAUGUUUUUACUUUUUUUAUGGGAUGGUCUAAGUUUCAAAUUUCUUUACAUGGGUUUCUUUUCCUUUAUGGCUUCAGCAAAAUUUUGAAAACUGAAAAAUCUGAUCAUAGAUGUGUUGUUGGCCCUAUUUUCCAGCAUUUUCUGUGGAACCAAACAGAGAUUUCUGUCUUUUUUAUGGGGAUGAUUUGAAACAGCGUGUUGGGACACAGAUAUACUUUUUCUUUGUUCUUUGUCUUAAACUCUUCUGUGUGGCUCUCUUUGUGGAACUCAAUAUAAAGCUGGUUUCAUUGUCGAUUAACGUAAUCCCCACCAGAUUGUAAUUGACUAAGAUUAAAAGAUCCCAGUUUUCUGUAUCGAGGUUUGAGGUGUAAAGUGACCUAUGGUUUCAGUGGUGGGAAUCUUUGGUGUUUGGAUAGUCUUUUUCUUGGUUGACUAUUCUAGCAAAAUUUGGAGUUUAAUGUGAGAUCUGUUCUGUCAAAAGGAGGAAUCUUGUCCAUUAAUCACAGUGCAGAUGCCUUGUUCUUUCUGCUGUUGAACAAAUGGGGGCUUGUGUCUCGACUAGUAGCCAAAGUACUUGUAGUAGUAGGAGGAGCAAUGCAGAUACUGUUCCCCCCCCAUGCUUGGGGAUUGGAUUUUGCGGGCAAAAGAAAACUAAAAGAACAUUCUCCGACCACGUAGUUACACUGCAGCAUUUACCCUCUAUACCUAACAGGAUUUUCACUAAUGGAAAGAGCCGAACUUCUUGUAUAUUCACACAGCAGGGUCGCAAGGGCAUAAACCAGGAUGCGAUGAUCGUAUGGGAAGAUUUCUUAUCAGAAGAUGUGACUUUUUGUGGUGUCUUUGAUGGCCAUGGUCCACAUGGCCAUCUUGUUGCCCGCAAGGUGAGGGAUGCCCUGCCAAUGAAGUUACUGUCAUUCUUGCACUCUAAUCAGUCGAGGCAAAAUGGGACAGGUCAAACCUGUUUUAAGGGGAACUCAAAGAAAUCAGAAAUUGGAGAUUCUGAGAAGGAUGGGUCCAUGGAGGAUAAACUGAAUUCUGUAUGGAGAGAAGCAUUCCUCAAGUCCUACAAGGCUAUGGACAAAGAGCUGAGAUCCCAUCCUAAUUUGGACUGCUUCUGUAGUGGUAGCACUGCUGUCACUAUGGUAAAACAGGGCUCCAAUCUUUUCAUGGGAUAUAUUGGGGAUUCUCGUGCAAUCAUGGGAUCUAAGGAUGACAAUGAUUCUAUGGUUGCAAUCCAGUUGACUGUUGAUCUGAAACCUGAUUUGCCAAGGGAAGCAGAAAGGAUUAAACGGUGUAAAGGUAGAGUCUUUGCAUUGCAAGAUGAACCUGAAGUACCAAGAGUUUGGUUGCCAUUUGAUGAUGCCCCUGGCCUAGCAAUGGCACGGGCAUUUGGGGACUUUUGUUUGAAGGAAUAUGGGGUGAUCUCCAUACCUGAGUUCUCUCACCGCCUACUUACAGAGAAAGAUCAAUUCAUUGUUCUUGCCUCUGAUGGGGUUUGGGAUGUUUUGAGCAAUGAAGAGGUGGUUGAGAUUGUGUCAUCAGCUCCAACGAGGUCAUCAGCUGCGAGAAUCCUGGUGGACUCGGCUGCGCGAGAAUGGAAGCUCAAAUACCCAACUUCAAAAAUGGAUGACUGUGCAGUGGUUUGUUUAUUUUUGGAUGGGAAAAUGGACUCAGAAUCUGAUUAUGAGGAACAGUGCUUUUCUUCUGCAACCCUGCAGAGCAAUCAUUCUGGUAAUGCAAUUGAAUCAGAUGAUGGCCAGAAGUCUGAGCCAUGUUUGCAAAGGAAUUUUACUGUGAGAUCAUCAGAAGAAAACGAUAAUUAUGGAAAACUAGGGGCUGAAGUUGAUGGAAGUGGAGAAACAGUUGCUGGUGAAGAUCAGAGUUGGUCAGGUUUGGAAGGCGUCACAAGAGUGAACUCCCUUGUUCAACUUCCAAGAUUUUCUGAGGAAAGACCCAACCCAUAAUCUUCUUGUUUAUUGCAGAGCUGCAACGGGGCUGACAUAAUUGUAAUAUUUUGGCAUUUUCUUUGAGUUUGUGCAGGUAAAUUAUUGCCACACCCCUCUUGUAUUGCUAUGCCUCACAGAAACGUUCCGAAACAGCUUUCAUCAAGAAAAUGAACUGAAUCAUUAUAGUUAUGUUAAUAUGAUUUAAUUUUCAAUCAA
This is a messenger RNA of Hevea brasiliensis (rubber tree), 2946 nucleotides long. Its product is annotated as probable protein phosphatase 2C 52. The transcript has 6 exons. The coding region runs from base 1324 to 2748 and encodes 474 amino acids. The record is from RefSeq and is a predicted model, not a curated record. Gene Ontology annotation, molecular function: protein serine/threonine phosphatase activity. Lineage: Eukaryota; Viridiplantae; Streptophyta; Magnoliopsida; Malpighiales; Euphorbiaceae. Gene Ontology annotation, biological process: protein dephosphorylation.